Apiotrichum porosum is the source of this 801-nucleotide messenger RNA. RefSeq names its product NAD(+) salvage pathway protein (gene PNC1). Bases 1 to 801 code for a protein of 266 amino acids. NCBI's taxonomy places the organism in Eukaryota, Fungi, Basidiomycota, Tremellomycetes, Trichosporonales, Trichosporonaceae. The record is from RefSeq and is a predicted model, not a curated record. The transcript is spliced from 3 exons.
AUGCCUGCAAUCAUUCAAGGGGACUCUGCUCGCCCUCGCUCGGCCCUCAUCAUUGUCGAUGUUCAGAACGACUUCCUGCCGCCGAAUGGCUCCCUCGCAGUCCCCUGGGGUCUCGAGGUCGGCCCACCCAUCGCAGAGCUGCUGGACAAGUACGAGUGGGACAUGGUAAUCGCAUCGCAGGUGAGCACCGAGCAGCUCAAGCAUCUCAUGGACUAUUUCAAUAUCUUCAGCCGGCUGACUUUACAGGACUAUCACCCUCCCGGCCACAUUUCAUUCGCCACCUCCCACGAUAAACAGCCGUUCGAGGACAUGCAGCUCACCGACGCCCGUGGCAAGGCCUAUGUCCAGAAACUGUGGCCAGAGCACUGUGUCCAGGGAACCAAUGGCUGCGAGAUCAAAUCAGAGCUUGUGCCGCGCCUACAUGCGUGGGGCGACAAGUUCAAGAUUGUGAGGAAGGGAUGGCACAAGGGCAUCGAGUCGUAUUCUGCAUUUGAGGGAUACGUUACAAGCGGCACCGAGCCCGCCGCACCACCCACCACGCUCUCCCCGGCCCUCCCGACUGAGGUGGCCGACACGCUGCGCGCCGCCGGAAUCACCCGUGUGGUGGUCACUGGUGUGGCCACCGACUUUUGUGUCGGUGCCACCGCUCAGUCGUCUAUCGACGCCAAGUUUGACACGGCCAUUGUCGCCCCGGCCUGCCGCUCCAUCGUGGAUGCGAACGGCAGUAAGGUGUAUGACAAGCUGGCGGCACAGGGUGCCAAGAUUAUUGGGAGGGAUAACGGCCCAUGGGAGAACGAGUAG